Molecule: messenger RNA, 1863 nt
Organism: Gastrolobium bilobum
Lineage: Eukaryota; Viridiplantae; Streptophyta; Magnoliopsida; Fabales; Fabaceae
Exons: 6
Coding region: 57-1229 (390 amino acids)
Cellular component (GO): Golgi apparatus
Source: RefSeq, a predicted model, not a curated record
CAAUGUGUUGUACUAAAACACUUUGUCUUCGUCUUCGAACUCGCAAUUGAAAUAGAAUGGCAUUUCACAAUCACAGAACCUCAAAGGGAAAACCAAAAGCAUUCAGAUCUCCAGUUUUGGUCCUUGGCGCAGCAGUGAUAGCGAUUGCGCUCUUGUUCUUGUUAUGUUCCAUGGUUUCGACAAGUGGGUCUUCAAAAUCCGAACGUGAACAGCGUCACCAAUUUGACAAGUAUCUCUACUGGGGCAACAGAAUCGACUGCCCCGGAAAACACUGUGGAUCUUGUGAGGGUUUGGGUCACCAGGAAUCAAGCCUCAGGUGUGCCCUUGAAGAGGCCAUGUAUCUUCGCAGGACUUUUGUCAUGCCAUCGAGGAUGUGUAUUAAUCCAAUACAUAAUAAGAAAGGGAUCCUUCAUCAUUCCAGUAAUGCUAGUUCUGAGGAACGGUGGGCAGCAAGUUCUUGUGCCAUGGAUUCUUUAUAUGACAUUGACCUCAUAUCGGAGACUAUCCCCGCAAUUUUUGACAAUUCAAAAGAGUGGUAUAGGGUUCUAUCAACAAGCAUGAAGUUGGGAGCCAGAGGAGCUGCCCAUGUGGAAGGAGUUAGCCGUGUUGAUCUUAAAGAAAAUAAUCGCUACUCUGAUCUGUUGCUCAUAAACAGAACAGCUAGCCCACUUUCUUGGUUUAUGGAAUGCAAGGAUCGAAACAACCGUAGUGCUAUAAUGUUGCCAUAUUCAUUUCUGCCCUCAAUGGCUGCACAAAAACUAAGAGAUGCAGCAGAAAAGAUCAAAACACUACUUGGUGAUUAUGAUGCCAUCCAUGUUCGUCGCGGGGAUAAAAUAAAGACCAGGAAGGAUAGAUUUGGCGUAGUAAGGAGUCUCCACCCUCACCUAGAUAGGGAUACUCGGCCUGAGUUUAUAAUAUGUAGAAUAGCAAAGUGGGUCCCUCCUGGAAGAACCUUGUUUAUUGCUUCAAAUGAAAGGAUUCCAGGGUUUUUUUCAUCGCUUUCCGUCAGGUACAGAUUGGCAUAUUCGUCAAAUUAUAGCCAUGUCUUGGAUCCAUUGAUUGAGAACAAUUACCAAUUAUUCAUGAUCGAGAGGCUUAUAAUGAUGGGUGCUAAAUCGUUCAUUAGAACAUUCAAGGAAGGUGAGACAGAUCUUAGCCUCACUGAUGACCCAAAAAAGAACACUAAAGCUUGGCAGAUACCUGUUUACAAUGCGGAUGAAACUUGCUGACAUCUACACCUCGUAUGCUAAAAUUUGUAUGCGAUGCAUACCCUAAAUCUUUAAGAAGAAAUUAUUGUUGAGGGGAAAAUGAGGUUGUCUUUGUUGUAAAUUAUGAUGUUACCUACGGUCAAAAUUUCAUUAAUUCAUUAAAUGUAUGUACUUGUGUCACAGCAAAGCUGAAGUGGCCACAAAUUUUGUUGCUGGACACUAGUUUGUGUGCACUAGUCUUGAUCCAAAACUAGGCUUUGUACACGUAAAAUUCUACUUUAGUAUCACCCCCAAAGAAUUGCCCAACAAUUGACCCUUUAUUCUUGCUCGGUGUAAACCACCAGAGAUGGUGUAAACAAACCUGCAAGGUUCUUCCUCGGGAUCCAUUGGAGUGUUGAUAGGGGCUCAUUAACGUUGUUCUUGGCUUCCUCCUCUUGGCAAGAGAGAUUUGUCCCUCUACUUAUCUAGCUAGGGAGCAUUUUGCCCAUUCCUUUUGGUUUCCUAUGGGAAUUAGGGUUGUGGCUGUUAGCUUAUUUCUGAUUUGGUGAAUUUCUAGAGGGCUCCAUCACGGUUUAGCUGCUCUAUUGAAUGGUGAAGCUGAAUGCAAUUUCCCGUUUCAUGGUCGAAUCCUCCCAGGAACUUGUAGAGUAUUCGG